This is a messenger RNA of Hemibagrus wyckioides, 5014 nucleotides long. It is a transcript of the gene pdpr, whose product is annotated as pyruvate dehydrogenase phosphatase regulatory subunit. The record is from RefSeq and is a predicted model, not a curated record. Bases 321 to 2993 code for a protein of 890 amino acids. Gene Ontology annotation, cellular component: cytoplasm; mitochondrial matrix; mitochondrion. Lineage: Eukaryota; Metazoa; Chordata; Actinopteri; Siluriformes; Bagridae. The transcript has 18 exons. Gene Ontology annotation, molecular function: protein binding; oxidoreductase activity.
UUAGGGAACCUAUGGGAUUCACACGAUGGUUUGAACACUUGAUCAGGGUCACUGGAUUUUCUCAUAUCAACCUGGAGAGGAAAAGAAGAUCCGAAGUCCAUUAUAAACGACUAGAAACGAGCAGAACAAGCAAUCAGGAUCAUUAUCAUAGACAUGUAACACUAAGGAAUAAAAACUAAAUAAACUGUACCUGGGUUAAAAGUCUCGGCUUUCGUUUGUCAUCUAGUUCUAAAUAAUAAAAUUAGAGGUUAAAGGUAACGCGAAACGGUGAAAAAAAUAUUCUGUUCAGAGUUGGAGCAGGCAAACCAGGUGUAGGUGCCAUGCGUGGCUGUGUGUGGAGCUUUCGAGCUCUGUCUCCAGCCCUGCUCCCCUCCCACUCUCGGUGCUGUAGAACCCGAGCUAUCUGCCAUGGCAUGCGGAGCUCAGUUCAGUUUUUCAGCACGGCUCCGGAAGCCCAGGUCGCACCUCUGCCCAGCCAGGCCCGAGUCGUGAUCUGUGGUGGGGGAAUCGUAGGAACAUCCGUCGCCUAUCAUCUGGCGAAGUUAGGCUGGAUGGAGAUCGUGCUUCUGGAGCAGGGGAGACUCGGAGCUGGCACGACUCGGCUGUGUGCGGGAAUAGUAAGUGUUGCCAAGCCCAUUUUUAUUGAGAGCCAGAUGGCAGACUACUCGAAUGCCCUGUAUGAGCGUCUGGAGCAGGAGACCGGAGUCAAGACGGCUUUCGCCAGGACUGGAUCUCUGUGUUUGGCUCAGAAUCAGGACCGUUUCCUCUCACUGAAGCGUCUGGCAUCCAGACUUAAUGUUUUGGGAAUAGACUGUAAUAUCAUCAAACCCAAAGAUGUUUCAAAGCUUCACCCCUUGGUGAACAUUCACGACUUGGUUGGCGCUCUUCACCUGCCGGGAGACGCCGUGGUGUCGCCUCCAGACGUCAAUCACGCCCUGGCAGUGGCAGCAGCAAGGCACGGAGUCCAGAUCCAUGAACGAACGAGCGUAAACCAGGUUCUUGUGGAAAAGGGUCACGUCAAAGCGGUGGAGACCGACCGAGGCUCUAUAGAGUGCGAGUACUUUGUCAACUGUGCUGGACAGUGGGCGUAUGAACUCGGCCAGAGCAGUGAAGUGAAGGUGUCUGUACCUCUGCAUGGCUGUGAACACUUUUACCUCCUCACCAAACCGCUCCAGGAACCUCUGCAACCCUCAACACCGGUGGUGAUGGAUAUGGAUGGGAGGAUCUAUGUACGUACCUGGCAGGGCGGAGUUCUCUCGGGAGGCUUCGAGAAGAACCCCAAACCUAUCUUCACUGAGGGUCGCAAUCAGCUGGAGAUCCAGAACAUGCAGGAGGACUGGGACCAUUUCGAGCCCAUGCUGAACGCCCUGCUGAGAAGAAUGCCGAGCCUGGACUCAUGUGAGAUCCAUCAGCUGGUGAACUGUCCCGAGUCCUUCACCCCAGACAUGCGCUGCCUCAUGGGCGAGACUCCAGGAGUGCACGGCUACUUCGUCCUGGCAGGCAUGAACUCUUCGGGUCUGUCUUUUGCAGGAGGGGCUGGCAAAUAUCUGGCUGAAUGGAUGACUUACGGCUACCCGAGUGCCAACGUCUGGCCUCUGGACAUCAAGCGCUUCGGGAAUCUGCAGAGCAGCCGCACUUUUCUGCGCCAUCGCGUGAUGGAGGUCAUGCCCCUGCUGUAUGAGCUGAAAGUACCGAGAUGGGACUUCCAGACGGGCAGACAGCUGCGCACCAGCCCCCUUUAUGAUCGUCUGGACACGCAAGGGGCUCGCUGGAUGGAGAAGCAUGGCUUUGAGCGGGCCAAAUACUUUGUUCCUCCAGGAAAGGAUUUGCUGGCCCUGGACCAGAGUAAAACCUUCUAUAAGCCUGACUGGUUUGACAUUGUUGGUGCUGAGGUGAAGUGCUGUAAGGAGGCGGUGUGCGUCAUCGACAUGUCCUCCUUUACCAAGUUUGAGCUCACUUCAUCCGGAGGCCAGGCUUUGGAGCUGCUCCAGCGACUCUGCUCUAAUGACCUGGACGUUCCAGUAGGACACAUCGUCCACACAGGCAUGCUGAACGAGAGAGGAGGCUACGAGAACGACUGCAGCGUGGUGCGCCUGAGCAAGAACAGUUUCUUCAUCAUCUCACCUACAGAUCAGCAAGUACAUUGUUGGUCUUGGAUUAAGAGACACAUGCCCAAUGACCCACAGCUCCACCUAGAGGACGUCUCCUGGAAAUACACUGCUCUUAAUCUGAUUGGUCCACGGGCGAUGGACGUGUUGUCCGAGCUCUCGUAUGUCUCCAUGACUCCGGAACAUUUUCCCUCUCUGUUUUGUAAGGAAAUGAGCGUGGGCUAUGCUAACGGAAUCCGAGUCAUGAGUAUGACCCACACGGGAGAGCCAGGCUUCAUGCUGUACAUCCCGAUAGAGUAUGCACUGCACGUGUAUAACGAGGUCAUAUCGGUGGGGCAGAAGUACGGCAUCCGUAACGCAGGAUACUACGCCCUGCGCAGCCUGCGCAUCGAGAAGUUCUUCGCUUUCUGGGGACAGGAUCUGGACUCGUUCACGACGCCCCUCGAGUGCGGUCGCGAGUUUCGAGUCAAAUUCGACAAGGACACUGAUUUCCUGGGCAGGGAGGCUCUGUUGCAGCAGCGUCAGGAAGGAGUGAUGCGGCGCUUCAUCAUGCUGGUCCUGGAGGAUCACGACGCCGAGCUGGACCUGUGGCCGUGGUGGGGCGAAGCCAUUUACCGUAACAGAGAGUUGGUGGGUGUGACCACCAGCAGUGCCUACAGCUACACCCUGGAGCGUCACGUGUGUCUGGGUUUCAUCCACUCUCCCGGCGCACACGGCAGCGCCAACGUCAUCACGCCCGACUUCAUCAACCGCGGCGACUACGAGGUGGACAUUGCCGGACACAGGUACCCAGCCAAGGCCAAGCUUUACCCGUUCAGCUCGCUGUUCGCUCAGCAGAGACGCCGCAAAGAGGACGUAGAGCUGAGCAACUUUCAGGGCAAGUAAAUAGAGUACGGCUGCAACUACGGAAUAAAUACACCUCAGCUUUGUGUUUUGGUUUAUUAUUUUUCUUCUUCCUACUUUGCUUCCUAAGUGCAAUACACAUCAUCAUAUGUGCUGUAGCAUUAAUGUUUUUCACUCCGGUCCUCAAUGCCGGCUUUCUCUCCCUGCGAAGCGCAUCGGUCUGCAUUGCACAAGCUGCUCAGGUGUGUUUGGAGGUGAACUAGCUGAGGACUGGAGUGACAAUCCUCUCUAAGCUGUGUAUAAACCUCUGUUUCUGUGUUUGUGCACUGUGUUGUCUAUAUUUUUGCUUCUAAAGGAAUACAGAAACACUAGAAAGGAAAGUUUUCUGUAGUUUUCGCUGGGAGCUACAGAGGGCGGAGAUUAGAAGGAAAAAUAUCUGAUUAAUCCUUUAAAUAAUCCGUCCUGCAGGCUCUUUCUGCUCUUAUUGAACAAAUGCUCUUCUGUUAUAACCUGAAGUCGUAUAUAUUUUUCUUUCCUACCCUCUCCGACAAUCCAGUCCAGAUCGUCACGAAGACUCGCGUCGGUGUCUGAGGUUUUUUUGCACAUGACAGGGUGAGACAGGGUGCCAUUUUAUCAGACGUGCUUUCGCAAGCCAUUUUACAAAUAUAUGUUCGAAUAAAGAAAUUAUUUUUAUAUAUAAUAUAUAUAUAUAUAUAUAUAUAUAUAUAUAUAUAUAUAUAUAUAUAUAUAUAUAUAUAUAUAUAUAUAUAUAUAUAAAUACAUGAUGUACAAAAUACCCUUUUGGAAUGAAGAGUAGUGUAUAUAGCGUGUGUAGAAAUGGCCGUUCGUAUGUAAACACCUCCCCAUGCCUGUUUGAUGCACUUCACUGGAAUCGCUUCAGACUUCAGAAGUAUGAAGAGAUUUUAAUACUGAGGUGUAUUUACUGAUGUCGCACAACACAACGUGAGGCCGAUUCGGCGGAGGAAAGAAGUGAGGGACGUCUCAGUCGGCCGAAUCUCACGUACGGCUUUUAUUUUAAUUUUUUUCCCCCCUCUUUUUAUUUUCUUUAUUUCAUCCACCUUCAUAUAGAAGUGAUUCAUUAUCACAGUGGAGAGUCACUUAAUCAGUAUAACUCUGUUUUUCUCUGUGUGUGUGUGUGUGUGAUGUUUUGCAUAUGACUGAUGAUAAAACAUUAAAAUGCACUGUCUAGAAUUUAUAUCAUUUUUUUCCCCCAGCGUUUUUCCCUCCUAGGUUUGACUUUUUUAAAAGAAUUUAAAUGUAAUAAAAAUUCAGACUUUAAUUCUUUCACAACAUUUAACUCGACAAUUAAUUCCCGUGGGUAAUUGUUUCCCAGUUAAACGUAUCUGUAAUAAGCGAUAAAUGACUUUCGGUGACAAAGGUGCAAAAGUUUGUAUCCCCUUCAUAAAGAAUGUUUAUUUUUUUGGAUGUUAGGUUUCCUCCUUCGCUCAAUUUAAGACGAUCUCCCUAUUUAAAUAUAAAUAUAUACUUGAAGGCUCUGUUAAAACUUUAUACGCACCUUUUUUUCUUUGGUUAGAUCGUCGUCUUGAGUUUGGAAUAUCGCAGAUAAAUUGUACAAUCUGAGGUACGUUUUUGACAUUUUUGUUCCCAGACUCCAUUUUCUUUAUUUUGGAUGGAGGGGAGGGGUGUUAUAAACUUUUGCUCUGAGCUCUACAGCUCUACCCCCCCCCACCCCCUGGGGUUGUACAGAUUGUGUAGGAUGUGUGUUGUGUGAUUUAAGAAGGGAUUUGUGUGAAGGUUAAACCUGUUCAUCAUUCUACAUUUCCAAAUAUUUGGAAAACAGAGCUGUAAUGAAAUCAACUCGGUCAUCGUCGGCGCACAGAGAGCGCUGGACACGCUGUUUACGUCUGUACUCCUUUGUUUUUUUUUUCAGCUGCUGUAACGUACGUGUCGUAUGAAACUCCUGUUUGUCUCGUCUCUUGUAAACAGAAGAGGUUUGUUUAAGCUGUCCAUCGGAUUUCAUGUAUUUAUACUCUACUGUACAGGUGUCUUGUAUCUGUAUUGUAAAUAAAUAAAUAAACAAA